Molecule: messenger RNA, 1521 nt
Organism: Ramularia collo-cygni
Lineage: Eukaryota; Fungi; Ascomycota; Dothideomycetes; Mycosphaerellales; Mycosphaerellaceae
Product: probable ATP-dependent rRNA helicase rrp3
Exons: 1
Coding region: 1-1521 (506 amino acids)
Molecular function (GO): ATP binding; nucleic acid binding; RNA helicase activity
Source: RefSeq, a predicted model, not a curated record
AUGUCUUCGAUCAAGAGGAGGAAAACGUCGCAUAAAAAGUCCGAAGAGGCGGAAACGCCGUCACCACCUCAAGUGUUGACAUCCACCCUCGCCGUGCAAACCUCAUCCACCAAACCGAAGAAUUCAAAGGCAAAACGACCGCGCGAUGACGAGUCGGACGAGGAAGAAGAAGAGGUGAAGAAUGUCGAAGAAGGGGAGGAAACAGCCGAAAGUGAAGAGCAAGCGGCGCCCAGCARGACCUUUGCAGAGCUGGGAGUCAUCGAUUCUCUCUGCGAGGCAUGCACAUCCCUCGGAUUCACAACACCCACUGCAAUUCAGCGAGAGGCGAUUCCAGUCGCUCUCCAAGGCAAGGACAUUAUCGGUUUGGCAGAGACGGGAUCCGGGAAAACAGCUGCCUUUGCGUUGCCAAUCCUGCAAGAACUCCUCUCCACACCGCAACCGCUGUUCGGCCUGGUUUUGGCUCCUACUCGCGAACUGGCCUACCAGAUUUCCCAGCAAUUCGAAGCUCUAGGCAGUUUGAUCUCCGUACGAUGUGCUGUAAUCGUGGGUGGAAUGGACAUGGUACCGCAAGCCAUCGCAUUGGCCAAGAAACCGCACAUCAUUGUCGCCACACCCGGUCGUUUGCUCGAUCAUCUUGAAAACACCAAAGGAUUCUCCUUACGAACACUAAAGUACCUGGUAAUGGACGAAGCCGAUCGUCUGUUGGAUCUCGAUUUCGGACCCAUUCUCGACAAGAUCUUCCAGGUCCUACCGCGAGAGAGACGAACAAUGCUGUUCUCCGCGACCAUGAGCACAAAACUCAACAAUCUGACACGCGCCGCUCUCCAGAACCCGGUCAAGGUUUCAAUAUCCUCGAGCUCUUACCAGACAGUUCAAAACCUCCUUCAGAGAUACAUCUUCAUUCCGCACAAAUUCAAGGACGUCUACCUCAUCUACCUCCUCAAUGAACACCGAGGACGAACCUGCAUCAUCUUCACACGAACAAUCAACGAAACAGCUCGCAUCGCUUUCCUCUUGCGUGCACUAGGACAUUCCGCCAUUCCCCUCCACGGACAACUGACACAGAGCGCUCGUCUGGGAGMUCUCAACAAAUUCCGAAGUGGAUCGCGAGAAAUCCUCGUAGCGACCGAUGUAGCAGCACGAGGUCUCGAUAUUCCUUCCGUCGAUCUAGUCAUCAACUUUGAUCUCCCUCCCGACAGCAAAACUUAUGUGCAUCGUGUUGGAAGAACGGCCCGAGCAGGAAAGAGCGGCGUGGCCAUUUCCGUGGUGACGCAGUAUGACAUUGAAAUCUACCAGAGGAUCGAAAAGGCCUUGGGGAAGAAAUUGGAGGAAUUCAAGGCGGAGAGGGAAGCGGUGAUGAUCUUCAUGGGAAGAGUGCAGGAAGCUCAGAGGGUUGCUGUGAGAGAGAUGAAGGCUGAGCAUGAGAAACGCGGAGGAGGCAAGAAAGGAAUCUCGGGUGGGCGUGAUAAGAAAAGAGGGGGUGGGAAGGGACGAGAUGGAAUGGAUGCCGAGGAGGGAUAG